UUUAUAUUAAUAUAGUUAAAAAGAAAUGAAUAAUUCAGUGCAACUAUUUGAAAAAGUACUUUCUUUGGUUACUAAGCCAAUACCAAAAAUUACUCAUCAUAAAGAUGUUCUUGUUAAAGUUUUAUUUUCUGGUAUAUGUGGCACAGACCUAAAUAUUAUAGCAGGUGAAUUUCCAGCAUCUAAUAAUGCGUUAACAUUAGGUCACGAGUUUUGUGGGAUUGUUCAAAGUAUUGGAGAAGAAGUAUCUGCUGUAAAGGUUGGUGAUAAAAUUGUUGUGAAUCCUUACAGCCAAUGUAAUAUUUGUUAUUAUUGUAUAAGACGUCAACCAAACUACUGCAUUAAUGGAGGAAUUGAAACAAGUGUUGGUUUUGGGAAAAAUGGUGGUUGGGCAAACUAUUGCAAAGUACCAGAAGCUUUGGUUCAUAAAAUACCUGUUACAAUGACACUUCAAAAGGCUGUUUUUAUAGAACCUUUUUCCUGCAUCAUGAGAGGGUGGUCAAAUCUCGGAGAAAUUAAAGCUGAUGAUAAAAUUCUUGUUUGUGGAGCUGGCAUUAUUGGAAUGUUGUGGUCUUCUUUGCUGCAUUUUAAGGGACAUCGUGAUGUGGCUGUUUCUGAGUUGUCAGAAAAAAAAAGGUUAAAAAUGCUUGAACUUAAUUUGGGUUUUAAAGUAGUACAUCCUGACAAUCUAGAUAGCCUUCACAAAGAAUCACAAAGAAGUAAAAACAACCAAUGGGGCUUUGAUGUUAUAAUUGAUUGUACAGGAGCACCAGGAGCCAUUGAACAGUCAUUUAAAUGGCUCCGACAUGGUUCAACUUUAUUAUUGUUUGGGUGUUGUCCUAAGAAAUCAGCAAUUUCUUUAAGUCCUUUUGAUAUUUACAAGAAAGAAUUAAAAAUUGUGGGUUCAUAUGCCAAUCCAUUUACUUUCCCUGAAGCUAUUGCUAUUGUACGAGAUAUGGAAAAAUAUUUAGACUAUGAGAAACUUGGGGUCAAAACGUAUGACUUACAGAAUUAUUUGGUUGCUUUGGAAGACUUGAAAAAGGGAGAUGUUUCAAAAGCAGUGUUUGACGCACAUGAGUCUGCAGAACUUUUAUAGUAAUAUUGUAUAUUUUUCUUAUCACAAACUAUUUUAUAUGCAAUACUUCUUAAAUCUUGUUAAAA
Molecule: messenger RNA, 1158 nt
Organism: Hydra vulgaris (swiftwater hydra)
Lineage: Eukaryota; Metazoa; Cnidaria; Hydrozoa; Anthoathecata; Hydridae
Molecular function (GO): zinc ion binding; oxidoreductase activity
Source: RefSeq, a predicted model, not a curated record